Messenger RNA from Porites lobata, 6923 nucleotides. The record is from the annotation of a GenBank genome assembly. NCBI's taxonomy places the organism in Eukaryota, Metazoa, Cnidaria, Anthozoa, Scleractinia, Poritidae.
AUGUCGAAACUAGUAGUCGUGCUACUUUUUGCUGCUUAUUUGUCUGUGGAUUUUACUUCAGGAAGCAGUAUUUACCGCCAGACCGAAGACGAGUCUUCAAUGCAUAGUCAACAAGACGAUAGCGACCGUAGAUCGACGUCAAAUUUGGACAAAUAUGGUACGGUUGGUGUAAUUAGAAAUCAAAGAUUUUUAAACUCCGUAUAUGAGAGUUUCUUGUUGUUAAUUUAGGUUUGAAAGUGUUAUUUAUUAAGGGUAAGCCAUUUUGCUCUGCUUUGGAAUGGCAGAUGAAAUAGGCCGGUUCUACUAGAUUUAUUAGUCAAAUCCUUGCUGUUCACAGCAGGAAAAGAAAAAUUAAAAUGUGGCAAGCUUGCAACUCAAACUUUCACGUCUUUAAACUUGAGAGAAUUCGUGUUGUUUUGAUAAAAUGACUUUUUCCCCAGUUGGUAAUCGGUUGCUAUGAGGACUAAGAGUUUGUCUACCUUUGUUUUGGUGCCCAGUAUUGUCAGCAUAUUCCUUGCCAACAACGUUAAGACAGUCAUACAAACUGAAGAACGUUUGCCAAUGACACCAAUCUUACGUUAUCUGCCAAGACGUUAACAGAGCUUAAGCUAACUCUAACCCCUGAAUUAAAUAAACUUAGUUGUUGGCUGAAAGCUAACAAGCUCAGUCUAAAUGUUGCUAAAACAGAGCUAAUGAUUAUUGGAUCAAGACAAAGACUAUCUGCCUAAUGUGACGAUGUAGAAAUCAGAAUUGAUGACCAAAGUAUCAAGAGAGUCGAUCAUACCAAAUCCUUGGGUCUUACCACAGAUGCUCAACUCUUUUGGGGUAAACACGUUGAAGAGAUUUGCAAGAAAAUCUCUUCAACUAUAGGCGCCCUAAAACGUGUGCGGCCCUUUACAUCCAAAGAAACUGCAAUUCAAAUUUAUAACGCUUUAAUUAUGCCUCAUUUGGAUUACUGCAGCCCCUUCUGGGACAGUUUGAGUGGUUACUUGACUGAUAAGCUCCAAAAAUUACAGAACCGUGCAGCCAGAUUUAUUACUAAAUCACCCUUUGAUACGAGCUCAAACCACCUUCUCUCCACCCUCGACUGGGAGAGGCUAUCUCUUCGACGAAAGAAAAAAAAAGCUUUAAUGAUGUAAUAAUAAUAAUAAUAAUAACAAUAAUAAUAACUUUAAUAGUAACAUUCUCGUGAGGUUUUUCAGGAACUAUUUACAAACUAUUUGCGCUGGCCUAUAGCCGUUCUGUAUAGCGGUAUCUGCAAAGAGUUCCGUGUACGAGUGUUACGAGUAUGUAUAUUUGAGCGCUUGGUAAACUUGCUCGUUAAGUAUUGAGGCGCAAGAUCGUUCUGACAUUUAAAGGUCAAAACGGAGUCUCUAUAGAAUAAUUGUUCUUUAACAGGAAGCCAGUUUAGCUCUCGAAGCACAGGUGUUACGUGGUCAAACUUCCUAGAGUUUGUUACGAUCUUGCUGGCAAAAUUCUGAAUAGAUUGUAAUCUGUUUAUAUUCUGGAGUGUAGUAUUUGACCAUACAGAUGAGCAGUAAAGCAUCUUACUAAAGACUAAUGACGUUAUUAACAACUCUAGUGUUUCCUUGUCGAAGCUCCUUCUGACUCUAUUUAUUUGGUAAAGCUUUGCGAAACAAGAUGACACUACAAAUGAAAUAUGGUGAUCGUAGGUCAGAUGGCGGUCAAGAAAGACUCCCAACUCCUUGGCAGAGUCUGUUGGCUUCAGAAUAUCACUCUAGGGUCUUCUGGUAACCUGCUUAACAUCUGUCUGGUACCGAGGAAAAGGAGUUUAGUUUUAUCGGGAUUGAUAAGUAGAUGGUUCUCACAGCACCAAUGAGCUACACUGUGAAGGUCUUGUUCGAGCUUUUCAAUGGCAGCAUCAAGCUCAACGAGAGGAAAUGACAUGAAUAGCUUUGAGUCAUCCACAUACGAUUCUAGGUUGCAGAACUUCGGUGCCGUGGGUAAAUCGUUGAGAUAAAUGCAGAACAACAAUGGUGAUAGGAUUGCGCCUUGAGGAACUCCGUGAGUUAUAGGUAGAGUGUCAGAGUAGGCGGAACCAAUUCUCACGUAUUGCCUGCGACCAGUUACAUAGCUCUUGAACCAUUUGACAGUAGAGGGUGAGGCUUUUAAGAUGGACAGUUUGCGGAGCAACCUUGCAUGGUCUAUACUGUCGAAGGCUUUGGAUAGAUCUAAUAGUACUAGUGCUGUUAUCUGCUUUUUAUCCAUUGCUUCGAGUAUCUUAUCCGUGAGCAGGAUGUUUAAGGUCUCUGUAGAAUGAGCUUUUUUAUUGCCGCUUUGGUGUGAGGUAAGACGGUUGUUUUUUGUGAGAUAGGCGCUGAAAUGAUUCAAAACAAUCCUUUCGAGGACCUUUGAAGCUACGGCUAGCAGAGAUAAACGGUCUGUUGUUGGCAGCUUUUUCAUGGUCACCGUCAUUAAGAAUCGUAAUCACCUCAGCCUCUAUCCAUUUGUCAGGAAAUGUGCUAGUAAGGAUAGAACAAUUGAUGAUGUCAGUAAGAGGGCUCAAUAUGACAGGGAGACAGUCUUUUAGUACACCAGCGCUGUUCUUGUCCGGCCCCGGAGAUUUAUUCAUUGUAUAAAACCACGAAUGACCUUGCUCCGCAAUAUCUACAAAGUCUUUUCUUUCAUCGUCACUCUGCUUACAACUUAAGAAACUCUGAGGGAAGGCUGACCCUGUCCAAACCAAUUAUUUGAAAUGAAGCUUCUCUCACAGCGGAGCCAUGUUAUGGAAUAUCGUGCCCAAGAGCUUGAAAAAUCCUGCAUCCGUUGAGCAUUUUAAGCGAAAUAUCAAGAAGGUAGCUGAUAUGUCGGAUUCCCACACGGCAAUCAUGUAAAGCAGUUGUAAUUAGUUUUAGUUUUUAACUUAAGCUUAACUGAUGAUUUCCCGUGUUUAAAUAAAGUUUUACAUACACACAUACAAUAAAGACGGAUGGUUAACUAAUCACAUGGAGACUAUAGACAAUACAAGACGUUUGCUUUCCUUUGCCUUGUAAUAUCUUUUUCAGUCGUUACUGAUCAAUGUUCACCAAUUCAUAUUUCAAGCUCACACUUCAGGGAUGAGAAACUUAAUAAAUGAGGACUCAGAACUUUAAAUGUCAUAAUUUUGAAUAGAACGCUUUCCUCGGUGGCAAGUUUUCCCUCAAUUCAAUGUUUGUAUUUCAUAACUCAUUUGCUGGACCAGCACCGCUGAUGUUUCUUCAGUCAAUACCUUAAACUCUUGAACCACUCUUCCUUGCAUCAUGCGAUGAGAAGCAUGCAAUUAAAGACACUUUCGAGUUUUUGCUGGGCAGCACCUUCAGAUAUUUCAUUAUGAAUAUCGUACUGGGCUUGCCUAUGGGUCUCUUUUCCAACUGAAAAUCUAGCUGAUUUAUCUUGACGGCUGGAAAUCACUGUUCUACUGUUUGUAUGGCCAUAGUUCAAUUGAUUAUUUGUAUAAAAUGUAGGAUACAUACCUCAAAGCGCCAGGGAUUCCCAUGACACUUCAUCUGCUAUAGAAAUAAUAGUGACUCAACAAAUUCUAAUUAUUCAUCUAUUAUAGUCCCACCCCGUCGGUAUCUUACAUUCUUUUAACUCCACCAGUGGAUUCACUUUCAGAUGAGAUAUCAGAUGACCAGGAAUCAAAGGACAGUUUGAUGACUCGCUUUGUAAACAAUAUGGCUAACAGAGUGGACACAGCUCACAAGUUGUGGAAUGAGGCACAGAGUAAGAAAUAAUUUUUCGUGUUUGCAAUUCAAUCAAUGAUCAACUGUCAGUCUUUACUAAGGCGGCGGCGGCGGUUGCUGGGGCCACAGCACCAAAUGUCCCCUCCUAGAGAGGUGUAUGCGUUCCUAUAGUACAGAGUCAAAGAAAAUGGCUGAAGAAAUUCAAGGGCCAACUCCAGGUGUCUGUUAGCAUCAGGGAGGGGGUGUCAGUCUUAUGGAGUCAGCUGACUUGGCAAUUUUCGUCAAUUUCUGUAGUACUGGCCUGUUACUAGAGAUCGUUCGGACUCGUCGAAAACGACGAAGAGAUUUAACUUAACGGUUUUUUUUUUCGCGUACUCUCAAAAAAAAAAAAAAAAAAAAAAAUACAUACAUACAUACAUACAUACAUACAUAUUAAUACUCACAGGAGUUCAGGCUUCAGGAGUAAUCAUUGAUCGUUUAUUGCGACAGUGCUGUUUCGUAUGGUCCGAAAUUGUAGGACCACACUCAAUGCAGUCAAUGCUCUUCAAUUAAAUGAAUUGAGCGCUCUACGGAAUACGUUCUACCCAGAAUACAAGUAUUUACAUACAUACAUACAUACAUACAUACCUACAUACGUACACAUACACACACACCCUGGAAAGUCUCAUUGUACUUUUUUUCACCAGAAAAGUUAACACCGUUAAAAACUCUCCACAUCGAAAAAUGAUGAAACCUCUUGAAAACAUGUUUCCUCCGCUUCAACUUGUUUAAACUUGUAGUAGAAUGGGGACAGCUAUAUCACGGUUUUUCACUAAAACUCAUGACACUGGUUUACGCGUGCGCACCGCACUACUCAGUAUACAGGAAAUCUCAUUCUCGUUGUCGCCGUCCACGUCUUAGUUACAUGCGCUGUAGAAUCUCUCUUCCAUGGCUGUCCGUCUUGUAAUGUCAGCAUUUCUUGAAUAACUUGUUUGUAAUGAAGGUUAUGAUUAUCUUUAUUCACUUCGUGUAACCAUUUGUUUUCGAUGCUACGUUUUCCAGUUGGUGUGACCACAAAACACAUAAGUUGUUAAGGACUGUUUUUUUUUAAAAAAAGAAAGAAACGAUGAGUAAAAAUGGAACGAUGACAACCAGAGAUCUUUUUAUCGAUUGCGACUAAAACCUAAGUUUCCAAUAUUAAUCUUUAGGAGAUUCAAGCCAGGGGAAAGAUUACUCUGAUGCAGUUUCAUCAUUCCGCACUGAAGCUGAUCCUGAAUCAGAUGAAGCAAAGAAGAGUACUUUAGUGGGCAGUUUUCUUGAAGGAUUGAGGGCUAGUGCGAGCCACGCCCGAAGCUACAUGAAUAACGAGGAAACUGGUAUGGAUUAACAUCAGUUCAACUGUAUUAUGCAUUAUAGUUUAGCUAAUGUGAACAAAAACUGUCCUCAGCGUCUUAUCACACUGUGAAUUCAUAUAUUUGGCGCCGACUUUGAUGCUUUUUCGAAUAGUAAAAACCCCGCGCAAACGGACGCAACAUUGUUGGAUGUUACAUGUUGCGUCCCUUUGCACACUCUGUUGCAAGUUAUUGCGUGUUGUUGGGAGUUGCUGCGCAAAUUAAGUUUGAAACCGGUCAAACUUUCAGCCGCGUGCAAACGUACGCAACAUUGUUGACCAGAAUCCGGGAUCAGAUGCAAGGUCUGUAGUUGUAAGUUGGCACAUUGGGGAUUAAAAAUUUACAGUAGAGUAAUAAAAGAGUGUAAUGCCCAGACAGUUAAACAUAGUCGGCUGCAUCUCUGCAGUAUUAAUAUAAUUUGUUGCGAUUAGCUAAGCAUCAUCUCAAUUAGGUCCUCGGUAAAAGCCGGUUAGGCAACACAGCAACCGCUUACAAAAUAUAAAAGAAAAAAAUUACAUGCAACAAUAAGUAAAAUAUAAAUUAAAAAGUAAUGAUACAAAUUUACAUGAUUCCUAGCCUGUUCCAGGCGUUCAGAUAGUAGUGCGCGGGAGAAAAAUUCACGAGAAAAAAAAAAAAAAAAACGAGGGGAGACUAGAGGGGGAAAGGGGGAGAAAACGCCCCCCCUGUUCCACCACGCCCCCGUUUUUCCCGUGUACAACUUAACUCGCUCCCCAUUUACCGCCAAGCUCCACUAUCUGAACGCCUGGAACAGGCUACAUGAUUCCAGUCUCUAGUAGUUCUUGGAAAAAAACAAAUCCUAAACACAUCUUUCUUACAGUGAGGUUGCUGCUCUUAGUAGGGGUAUCAUUGCUGAAAUUGAAAUUUUGUAACUGGGCACCAAUUGUUAACUUUUUGAACCUUGCACCUUAGGUAAGGAUAAGGAAACGAACGAGGAUGAGGCCAAUUCUUCUCCAUACCUCUCCAGUGAAAAACUACCUUAUCUGGCAAAAAACAUGCAGAACGGCUUCAAACGCGCCAUGAAAAGCUACUUGGGUACUGAUGAUAUUUUCAGUUAUUACGUCAAACGACAAGGUAACUACCCUGAUAACUGAUUGUACUGAAUAGACGUUAAACCAUAACUCUACUGCCACCUCUCACCACUCUACUACUAACCUCGUUUCACACCAUUCUUUGAACUAUGAAGGAAGUGCACUCAGUUGCCUUAGCUAUUGUACAGGUAUCAGUCCCACUCAAAAUUCCAUACGGCCAGACAAAAUGCAAUUGAAAACAAACUGCAUGACAUGCAGGCAAAUUACAUUUAUGGCUGAGGAGUUUAAGCGUGAGAAAAAAAAUGCAGCUACUGGACAGAACAGAAGUAACUUUGACAUUCCCUUCGGCCAUUCUCCAUUCCUAUCCUCUUAAGUUUACAAAUCUACUUUAGUAUUUGUGUCGGUAACUCAGGCUUGAGCAAGUUUCCUUUUCUCCAUCGAUUUAAGAACCGGGACAUAAAUCAAAUCAGUGUCAAAUCUUUGGGAUUAACUGCUUGAAAGACAGUAUACUAGGUGAAGAAUGAAAGUAAAAGCAAGCUACAUUGUACAACUACUAAUCUACGAUCUUUCUUUCCCUCUCUUCUCAGAGAGCAAUCCAGCUCGCACAUGAAUGUGAUACACUGAGAGAAGGUGAAGAAGCCUUGAGAAUGAUCAAAGUGAGCGGUGGUCUGGUUGUGAAAGUAACAGGUCUUUGUUACUUCCACUGAAUUUCAAAGGCUCUCUUUGAGUUUCCAUCGUAUCUAAAAGUUUUUUCUUUAUUUGUUUCUUUAAUUUUCAACUCUCCGUUACUUUAUUUGUAAUAAAAGUCGUGUUUUGCUUUG